AUGGGUAUUGAUGAGCUCUGGCCCGUGGUGAGCCCGGGUAGUGAUCCCAGAAUCCCAUUUCCAAAGUUCUUGUCCCACUUUAUCGAGGAAAAUGGUAGACCACCCCGAUUUGCCAUAGAUGCCUAUAUGUUCAUGUUCUACUCUCAGCUUCCGAACGUGGAUCCCGAGGACCCUGAUGUGCAGAAUAGAACGAUUCGAAAUUUUAUGGCCAAAUUAUGGUACUUCGUUCAGCAUAACGUUUCGUUCGUCGUUGUGUUUGAUGGGAAAUUUAAGCCAAGCAAGCUCCGCCAUGGCAAUCUUCCUGAGAUCCAAGGCUCGAUCAACUAUGAUGAGGUCCUCGAGCACUUUCACAAGGUGCACCCUUCAAACUAUGGCGAGGGUCUGGGACUUGUGGAGAGAAUGAAAAGGAUCUUACAAAGAAACUGCAUGGAUAUCGUCCAAGCACCUGGGGAAGCAGAAGCCGAGUGUGCAUGGCUUCAGAGACUAGGUGUAGUGGAUUAUGUGAUAUCUGAUGAUUCAGAUACUCUUGUCUUCGGAGCAACGAAAAUGAUCCGUCAGUUCAAUCGUGUAAAAUACAUGAAUGACGAGGACAAACCCGUUUUGAGCAACACAGACUACUAUGUUACCCCUGUUCGAAUGGAAAAGAUAACUGAGGUGACUGGGCUAGAUAGAAAUAGAUUGGUCUUGAUUGCCAUACUACGAGGUGGUGAUUAUUCGACUGGUGCAGAGGGUAUUGGUAUGACUCGUGCAAAAGAGAUCGCUUUAUGUGGAACUAAUUUGCUCUCCAGUCUACCUAGAAAACUAACCCAGGACUUCGGUGCCUUACCAGACUUCUCUGCCAUGUUUUCUCUGACAUUCAUCAAUCAAGAGAAGGUUAAGGCUGUGCUGUUACAACCUUGGAAGAAUAUAAAAUCCGAGCUAGAUCGACUGGACAGCCUUCAAUCAUUCAACAAAUACCUCGAUUCGGCACUUCGAGAACAGCAUAAGGAGAUUUUUGGAAGACAAACGACAAUGAAGGCAGAAGUGAAGAUUGAUGAGUACUUUGCUUUGCUUUAUUUUUUUCCAUUAGUCAAUUCCAAAAUCUUCAAGUUUACACCUUACUCAACAAGUUUUGGAGAACUCGAGGCUGCCAUCGAUGAUAUGCCUGGUCUCACUCCUGACGAUGAAACACAAACUGUGAAGAGAUACAACUAUGUAUGUGAUGCAGGUGAUAUUGGCCAUCUGGUAGUUAAGAAUGGCAAGUUCGUGUUUGUGGGCAAGGGCAGGGCAAAUCUUUUGAAGAAAAAUCAAUACGCAUUGCCGAGAGAGAGGAAAUUUAACCUCAAGUCGUUUGCUCUCAAGCUUCUUCUAUCGCCAAAGGCUUCUUCUGAAGUUUUUCUUGCCAGAUCAAAAGUUGCAGAUGGGAUCCAGAUCGGUGUGCUCAAGUUUCAAAAGUCGAAACUUCAUGAGAAAGUUUAUUUGGUGCAGAAAACCCGACUCGAGGAGAAGCAAGAGCAUGACGAAAUCGAGGGUGAGGAGCAAGAAUCCCAGGAUCCAGAUAACUUGGUGCAAAGAGACGAUGAGGAUGACGAAAAGCUUACAGCUGUAAACGUGACGAUGGAAUCCAUUCGUUUGAUUGCGCCAAGCUUAGUGGAUGAGUUUGAAAAAGAACAGCUGAAGAAAGAUAGAUUGAAGAAAUCACCGAAGAAAAAGGCCCCACCACAGAAGACAACGCUAGACCGCCUAUGGCCAGGGAUGUCACCCCUGAAGAAGUUGAAUAAUGCUAUUGAGGUGAUUGAUCUCGAUGCUGAUGACGUCGUGGAGGUGAAAGCUGAAAGUCUUGAUGGGUCGCCGACGAAGAACAAACUGCUUGUGAAGGGCGAGAAUGGACAGUCACCGGUGAAAAAGGAAAACCGCUCGAUAAAAAAAGAGACAAGGAGAAGACGCAAGACAUUGAAGGAAAGGUAUGAGCUACCGAGGAACCAGCUGGACGUGACAGCUUUCUUCCUGCAAAACAAGAAUCCUUUCGAGGAGCAAAACCCCUUGUUCGUUCCGGAAAGCGAGGACGAAGACAGCAAUGGAUCGGUAAAGAAGGAAAACGAAUUUAUGAAAAUGAAGAAUACUUUAUCGAACGUGCCCUUUUUGCCUGGUCCAAAUAUGACUGCGAAAGCACCAGUUGAGGGGCACAUAAGUUCACCAGAACUGAGCCCCUCGAAAAAGAUACGAAUGACGUUAUCCCCAGAUAAUUCUCCUGUCAAGACUAAAGGAUUGCCUACUGGAAAGCCGCCGACCUCUUAA
Molecule: messenger RNA, 2277 nt
Organism: Candidozyma duobushaemuli
Lineage: Eukaryota; Fungi; Ascomycota; Pichiomycetes; Serinales; Metschnikowiaceae
Product: crossover junction endodeoxyribonuclease
Exons: 1
Coding region: 1-2277 (758 amino acids)
Molecular function (GO): 5'-flap endonuclease activity
Source: RefSeq, a predicted model, not a curated record